Molecule: messenger RNA, 1942 nt
Organism: Papaver somniferum (opium poppy)
Lineage: Eukaryota; Viridiplantae; Streptophyta; Magnoliopsida; Ranunculales; Papaveraceae
Product: triose phosphate/phosphate translocator, chloroplastic-like
Exons: 18
Coding region: 16-1665 (549 amino acids)
Biological process (GO): transmembrane transport
Cellular component (GO): Golgi apparatus; membrane
Molecular function (GO): antiporter activity
Source: RefSeq, a predicted model, not a curated record
UCUUUAAAUUUGCCCAUGUGCUCCAAUGGUUCUUACUUCAUUUCAACCUAUAUCAAGGUUGAGCUUCGAGCUGUAGAUGGGUUGGUGAAGGAUAGUACAAUGUGCUCCAAUGGUUCUUACUUCAUUUCAACCUGUAUCAAGGUUCAGAAAAUUCAGUCUUUAACAACAAAUUUUGGAUCUGCAGACAGAAGAUUCAGUCUUUCACAACAAAUAUUGGAGUUGUAUACAGUUUGCGGGCAUGAUUGUAGGAAACUAUCCAUAUCACGCAACUUGUCAGAGAAACUGCAGCAAUUAUGCAGGAAUUCACUCAAUCUGGGGUUGAGGUCUUUCGGUGUUUCUUUGUUGGUGACUGGCUGUGAUGUCAAUAAUCCUCAAUUGAUGAUGGUGGGAAGUAGAUGCCUUACCUAUCUGGCUUCUUGGAGAACAAAGAGAGAAGAAAAAAUGGAGUCGAGAAUUCUGUCAUCUGGAACAAACCCAUUUUCCAGUACUGGUUUGAUCAAAUUGAGGAAACCCAUUAGACAAACCAUCACUAGUUCCAUCAUAUCAACCAAGUCACCAUUGUCAUCAUCUAUUGGAGAUGUCAGCGGUGGUGGAAAUCUUAUUUGGGGAAGACAACUCCGAUCAACUUAUUUACUUGUCGACAAAUCUCAUCCAAUUUCACCCAGAAGAGAACUUGCUAAACCAAUUUGUGCUACCAGUGAUUCAGCCGGGGAAGCUAAAGUUGGGUUUCUUGAAAAAUAUCCAUUUCUAGUUACUGGUUUCUUCUUCUUCAUGUGGUAUUUCUUGAAUGUGAUAUUCAACAUUCUCAACAAGAAGAUUUACAACUAUUUCCCUUACCCUUAUUUCGUAUCGGUUGUUCAUUUGGGAGUGGGUGCCAUUUACUGUUUAAUCAGCUGGGCUGUUGGUCUUCCUAAACGCGCUCCUAUGGACGGUAACCAACUCAAGUUGCUCAUUCCUGUUGCUGCCUGCCAUGCUCUUGGUCACGUGACCAGUAAUGUCUCAUUUGCUGCAGUCGCAGUCUCGUUUACCCACACAAUCAAAGCUCUUGAACCCUUCUUCAAUGCAUCCGCUUCUCAAUUCAUUCUUGGACAACCAAUACCCAUUACCCUAUGGCUAUCCCUAGCUCCCGUUGUCCUCGGUGUGUCCAUGGCAUCACUAACUGAACUAUCAUUCAACUGGUUGGGUUUCAUUAGUGCCAUGAUCUCAAACAUCUCCUUUACCUACAGGAGUAUCUACUCGAAGAAAGCUAUGACUGACAUGGACAGCACUAAUCUCUAUGCCUACAUUACAAUCAUUGCACUUUUUUUCUGUAUUCCACCGGCUAUUCUCAUUGAGGGGCCAGUCCUGUUGAAAUCUGGUUUCGCUGAUGCAAUUGCUAAAGUUGGUAUGGUCAAGUUUGUUUCGGAUCUUUUCUGGGUCGGUAUGUUUUACCAUCUUUACAACCAGCUUGCAACCAACACCCUUGAGAGAGUGGCACCUCUUACACACGCAGUUGGCAAUGUCUUGAAGCGUGUAUUUGUAAUUGGUUUCUCAAUUGUAAUCUUCGGCAACAAGAUUUCGACCCAGACAGGUAUCGGGACAGGUAUUGCAAUUGCUGGUGUGGCUCUUUACUCAUACAUCAAAGCCAAGAUUGAAGAAGAGAAGAGGCAAGCAAAGGCUGCUUAAGAGUAACCGGACCAAUGAGCAGAAGGAAAAACCAGUUCAGGUGUAAAUGGCAGUUUCAGCUGAUUACCAAUUCAGGCACCUAUUGUAAUUGUGAAGUUCUCACGUGAUUUUUUUCCCUUUCUUUUUUCCAUCUGCAUCUCUGUAUUUCUUUGCUUUCUAGUUCCAACAAUAUAGCUGAUUCAACCAUCAAUUGUGACAGAUAAAUAGAAACUCGCUAUUUCCGUUAAAACUUGAUGUUGGAAGCUAGAAAACUGUGUUUGUCUAAUGGUAUCUAAAA